Molecule: messenger RNA, 1458 nt
Organism: Ziziphus jujuba (common jujube)
Lineage: Eukaryota; Viridiplantae; Streptophyta; Magnoliopsida; Rosales; Rhamnaceae
Exons: 1
Coding region: 1-1458 (485 amino acids)
Source: RefSeq, a predicted model, not a curated record
AUGGCCAGAAAUCCACCCUCUCUUCGCAUUAUUUCAGAGUGCUUCAUCCAACCAUAUGAUGUUGUUACUAAUUCACAACAAUCCAAACAGCCCUUCUACUUGACACCUUGGGAUCUUGUAUACAUACAUCCACGCUUCUAUGUCCAACGCGGCCUUCUCUUCGCCAAACCUCCCCAACCACAUGACCACUUCAUGAAAACCCUAUUGGAUAAACUCAAACUCUCCUUAUCCCUAGCCCUGGUUCAUUUCUUCCCUCUAGCUGGCCGACUUAAAUCCAUCAAAAACCAAAAUCCGCUUUCCUAUUCCUUCUAUGUUGACUGCAACGACAGUCCUGGUGCGAAAUUCGUUUAUGGUGAGCUAGACAACACCACCAUAUCAGACAUCCUAUCGGAGACUGAUGUGUCAGAGUCUAUGUUACAAUCUUUUUUUGAUGAUGAUAGGACGGUUGAUACUGAUCUCGACGCAACGAGUUUACUUACCGUCCAUGUGACGGAGGUGGUGGAUGGAGUGUUCAUAGGGUGUGGCAUGAGUCACUUCCUUGCAGAUGGCAACUCUUUCUGGCAUUUCUUCAAUGUGUGGUCUGAGAUCUUUCAAGCACAAGAUCAAGCUGCAGGGAGCACUACUACUACUACUACUACUACUAGUAUUUCCAUCUCACGUCCACCCGUCCUUGACCGUUGGUUUCCUGAUGGUCAUGGUCCCCUUAUAAAUCUACCUUCCACCCCUUUCCAUGAUCUUGGUCAUCAUCAUGAUGAUAAUGGUCAUGAUCAUGGGUACGAUUCUACUAAAAUAUGUGGAGCUCCAAAAUUCAGGGUGAGAACCUUUCACUUCUCAUUACAAGUAAUAGCAAAGCUGAAAGCAAAGGCCAAUUCAGAAGGCAAAACCAGCGAAAUCUCGUCCUUCCAAUCCUUGUCUGCAUUGGUAUGGAGAUGCAUAACCAGGGUCCGCUGUUUACAACCUCAUCAACCCACAACCUGCUUGAUUCCUGUCAACACCAGAUCAAAGCUAAACCCACCUUUAUCUCAAGAUUAUUUUGGGAACUCGGUUGGUAUCACAGUGGCAGUGACUACGGCAGGUGAGCUGGUGGGUGAGAAUGGUCUUGGUCUAGCGGCGUGGAAAUUGCACCAGGCCGUGGUUAACUACAACGACAAGGCGGUGCGCAAGCGACUGGAUGCGUGGCUUGAAUCGCCGAUGUUUCUGAACCCACAAGAUGGAGGUCUUGAUCCACACUGGGUGAUGAUAAAUGGGUCAGCCAAGUUCAAUACAUUUGGGAAUGAGUUCGGGAUGGGUAAAGCGUUGUCGUUUUUGCUGGCUAGAAACACAGCCACCAGUGGAAAGAUAAUGGCCCACUCUGGGAGGGAAGAGGGAAGCGUCGACUUGGAAGUGUGCCUUCCUCCGGAUACUAUGUUUGACCUUGAAUCCGAUCAAGAGUUCAUGGAAGCUGCUUCAAGAUGUUAA